CUGUCUCAUCCUUCACUCCUGUAUAAAGUUUAAAUCCAGGAGGACUGAGGACACAGCAGAGGACCCUCCACUGAUUCACUGACCUCUAAGGGUCAGUUCCACCACACACUGACCAGGAUGCUGCAGCUGUGUAAAGUCACUAAAACUCUGUUCAUCAGUAAUGCCCGUGCUGCCUGCAGCGAUGAGCUCCUCCAGCAGGAGGAGGUGACGCUCUGCAUCAAUGUGUCCAAGCAGCAGCCGUUCCCCUCCACUAACAUCACCAAGUUGCAAGUGCCCGUAUACGAUGACCCCACCGAGGACCUGUACAGCCACUUUGACCGAUGUGCCGACGCCAUCCAGAAGGAGGCAAACCGCGGAGGACGUAGCGUCGUCUACUGCAAGAAUGGACGCAGCCGUUCGGCAACCAUCUGCAUCGCCUACCUGAUGAAGCACCGCAGGCUGAACCUGACAGAUGCCUUACAGAGAGUGAAAACGGCUCGUCAUGUUAUUGAUCCGAACCCCGGCUUCAUGUCUCAGCUGCAGAGAUAUGAACAUGAUCUGCAUAAACGACGAGGAGAGUCCUGAUCUACGCUGAAAACCCUCGUACAGCUCUGAAAGUGAACUCUCUCUGUCCACCGCUGCAGCGCCGCAGCUGCAGUUUGAUCUGAUCUCCGUCUUUUCUGACUGUGAAUAUUUAAACUUAAUGAGCCAUAGAUUCUAGAUUCAAAAUGAUCUUUAUAUGUUGAUGUGAACAGGAACAACUAAACAA
Paralichthys olivaceus (Japanese flounder) is the source of this 748-nucleotide messenger RNA. Lineage: Eukaryota; Metazoa; Chordata; Actinopteri; Pleuronectiformes; Paralichthyidae. The record is from RefSeq and is a predicted model, not a curated record.